Messenger RNA from Thlaspi arvense, 870 nucleotides. Lineage: Eukaryota; Viridiplantae; Streptophyta; Magnoliopsida; Brassicales; Brassicaceae. The record is from the annotation of a GenBank genome assembly.
AUGUCUCAUCCUACCCCAACUCAAGAAAUAGUUGCCAGAGAUCUACAUGGCCGUGAAUGGAGAUUUAAACAUAUACUUAUUUCUUCACAUACUAUAUACCAUGGAGUAAUAGCUUCUACAAUGAAUGCUAUUGAUACCAAAAGUAUGUUUACUGUGUUUUAUAAGCCAAGAAUAUAUUUAUUAAAAAUAUAUUUGUUUUCAUUGCAACAAAUACUAUGGAAAAUUACAGAAAUAGAAGAUUUCUCUUCUUAUUGGAGGAAUUCUGAAUGGCGAAACUUAAAAGUGCAAUGGGAUGAAGCUGCAUCAAUUCAAAGACCUAAUAGAAUUUCAUCAUGGGAUAUUGAACUUUUAGCACCUUCAUCAAAUGUUCUUGAAUCAUCAUUACUUAAGAACAAACGUCAAUGUCAACUUGUUGAAAUCAGCCAGGAAAUAGGCCAAUCAAGCAUGAAUGCUCUAACAAAUGCUCCGCAAUUUAGUUAUCACGAUUCAGUUGAUGAUUCUAAGAUUUCAUCUGGUUGGCUAAUGAAUUACAUAGUCCCAACCAAAGAAACUACUGCUGCAACCACUGGGUACAAAUUGUUUGGAGUGGAUCUAGAGGCUCCCACCAAUUCAAAAGAUAUUGUUCAGAUGCAAGGUAUAGCCAUAGGGAGAACAGUGGAUUUAACUGUUCUUGGUGGAUACAAUGAGUUGAUCGACGAGUUAGAGAAACUUUUUGAUCUUAAAGACAAAUUGCGUAUACCUAAUCAAUGGAAAAUAAUUUUCACAGACGAUGAAGGAGAUAUGAUACUGGUCGGAAAUGAUCCAUGGCCAUACAUUUCUUCCCACUUAUCUUUUUCUUACUCUCUCUCUUCUCUAUCUUUAUCUUCAUAG